GCUCGAUUGCUGCGCCUGAACCAGUUUUCCCUAUCGCUGCUGAGUUCGACUGUAUCCCAUUUCCAACUCAGUUCAGAAAUGGCUUCACACUCGUUUUUAUUUCGCUCCAGAGACGAAAAAAGUUUCUUUUUCAUUUGUUCGAUUCGCAUUUAAUUGAUUUUAACUAUGUGAGAGGUGAAGAUAGUUCGAGAGAUAUGUACAGUUCUGUUUGAGUCAAAAUGAUUCUGGUUUUGCACAGAAGCCUACAUUCAGGCGAUCGAUAACCAUUGUUUUCACGUUUGUCGCAGCAUCUUUGGCUGUGUGUCGAAUAAGAAACAGGAUAAAGUGCAGUUCUUUAAUUAAAAAACAGAUUUGAAUCACAUGCUGUGCGACCCCCUGGAGCGUAUUUGGGGUGUCCGGAAGAUAAACUAGCGAACAUGUGAACAGUACACUCCGGAAAGGAUGAAAUCCGACGUCUUCCAGCUGCUUUACAAUAAGCAGCCAAUAGUGUAGUGAAAGUUAAGUGAUAGCGCAAUGUAGUAGAAAAAUGUGAUGUUUGGAGAAUCCAACGUCUUCCCUCUAGUUUUAAGGAAAAGCAGUCUUCCAUAUUGCCUAGAUAUAGUAUUAAGGUUUUAGAAUGAAGAAGCUUACACCGGCGGACAAAUUCCGCCGUAGACUGGCGGCCAUGAAGAAGGCCACCAACAAAAACAAAAAGGACACCAAGUUCUUUGAGCACGAUGUUCGCCUCAACGAAGGUGAAACAGUCGAAGAACCAACUCCGGCGGAUGCCGAGAAAGGCGAAGAGCUUCCCGGAGCCAUUCCGGAUUCUUCCACAAAUCCGGAGGAAUUACAACAGCCGCCAACGACGGAAGCGGCGUCUAGUCCAACGCCUUCCGAAUCUUCCUCGGAACCGAAGAUGAAAUCGACGGUCUGCAUUAACCCGAGACAUCCACGGAAUAACAACAACUUCAGGAAACGCAAAGCCAUGAUAAACAGCAAUAGAAAGAAGUUCCUGAAAAAGCUACGCCAAUUGCAGCAACUGCAGGCGCAUCAUCCCGCCUUGUAUCUGCCUCCGUCGUCCACAACGGGUGGCGGUGGUGCUGGUCGAUUCCAACAUUUGUCGGCAGCGCUUCAUCAUGGUCCAAUCGGGAAGCAGUGCUGCUGUCAGUGCGCAUGCCCCACAAACAUCAACUUCCAUCACCACCUUCAACGGCAGCAGCAAAGUCUUCCACAGCAACAACAGUGCCAGCCGUCGGACAAGAGAGAACCUUAUUCGGAAUCGUCUUCGGAAGCGACUCCCCCUGGUUUGACACUUCCACCGAUACCGGGGAGCGAUCUGUCGAUUCCACCGCAGCUCAUUGGAUACAAACAAUAUCAGCAGCCCCACCCCAGCCACCACCACCCGCAUCACAAUCAAUACUACCGUCAUCGUCCUCGUCUACCACCGCCGCAAUAUCCUCAAGGGCAUCAUCACCAUUAUCAUCAACAGCAGCAGCCGCAUUCUCAGUAUCACCUUCAGAGGCGGCCUCCAUUUACGGCACCUGAACAAGUGGAUGCUGCUCCUCAUCUUCCUCCGGUGCCCUACUGUACGAAAGAGAUGCACAGUGUCGUGAGUGUCCGCGAGACCCACCACAUCGCCCAGGCCCAGCAGGAGAAGAACGCCAAACUGCGCGAGGCGUUCGGCAUUUCGGAGUACUUUGUCGAGGGCACCAGCUUCGAUCAGGACCGCAAGGCCAAGGAGGACCUGGCCAAGUCGGAGGCCGCACAGAAGGAUCUGGCCGAGCGGGAACGGGCCCGCGAAGCGGACAAAGCCAACCGGAAGCGCUACGCCCUGGUGAGGACCCCUUCUCCCGAAAAGCAGCAACAGUCGUCGGAAUCGAACGGCAAGGCGGGCCGCGGGAAGCAUCAUCGUGGCGACGAUAGGAACGGUGGCAACGGCGACGACGACGACGAUGACGAUGAUGACGAUGACGGUGGGCGCAAGGAUGACAAGAAGAAACGCAAGAAGAAGAACCGCGAUGCGUCCUCCAGUCCAGAGCGCAAGAAGGACAAGAAGAAGAAAUCCAAGAAAAACAAGAAAGACAGAUCGUCCAAGAAGAAACACUCCAAACGGUCCCAUCAUCACCACCAUCGGGAUGGAAGCGAAGCGCCGGGCUCGGAUUCGGCGGACUCCGAGGACGAUUCGGCUGGUUCGAACAGUUCCGACUCGGCGGCAGCUGCGGACCGGGAUCACAAACGGCGCCACAAGCGGGAUUCCCGCAAAGACAAGAAAAAGAAAAGCUCCAAGAAAAAGCGAGCCAAGUCACGUUCCAACUCUCGUGAUAGCUCUUCAUCUAAACGCGUGGAGCGUAACCAUCAUCAGACUCACGAUGAUAAACGCAACAACAAGAAGGACAAAAAUCGAUACGAGGACUCCAGCGUGAGCCGUGAUCGGUACGAUCGUAGAGGAGACGAUCGCUACGGAUAUAACCAGCAGCAACAACAACAACAACAGCAGUACCAGCGUGACCGUGAAGAACGCGGUGGUCAUCGAGUUGAUCGCUACGGCAAAGGCGAAGAGCGAGAGCGAAGAAGCCGAUCGCGGAACCGUCGCCGAAACAGAUCCGAGGAAAGGGACAAGUCCCGAUCGAAGUCGGACAGAUCGGAGUCUAGGGGCCGGAAUAGGUCGAGAUCAGGCUCGGAUGAUCGCAACAAACGUAACAAGGGCCAUGAUAAACGCGACAGAAGUGUGGAGAAAAAUAAGGAGAAGAAGAGAGAGAAAUCUCCGAAGAAGGGGGACGGGGAGAAAAGAUCGCAGAAAAACAGAUCUCGAUCAAGAUCCAACAGCAGAAAGAGAGAUCAGCUGAAGUCGAAGGAUAAGCGACGUGAUCGUAGCCGAUCCAGCAGUGUGAAGAAGUCGGACAACAAAGCCAAGGAGAAACGCCGUGAUCGCUCUCGAUCAGUCAGCAAGAAACGGGAUGAAUCGAAAGCAAAGGAGAAACGUAGGGACAGAUCGAGAUCUCCCAGCAAAUCGAAGGAGUCUUCCAAAGACAAACGCCGAGAGAAAUCAAAAGAUCGCAAAGAGCGUAAGAAGUCGCAGACUCCAGAGCGUAGAAGACGUGACCGAAGCGGCAGCCCAAAAAGAAAGGCAAGCAAAUCACCAGUAAAGUCGAAGAAGAGGCACGAAUCGCCGGUAGCGAAGGCACCCCGUCAGAAAUCGCGCUCCCCGUCGCCGAAACGUGACCGGAGAGAUCAUUCGUCUCCGGUUGCGAAGCCUUCUCGCAGAAAGACUCGAUCACCGUCUCCACAACGCGAUCGAAGAGAUCGUUCAUCUCCGGUUGCGAAGACUUCUCGCAGGAAGACUCGAUCACCGUCUCCACAACGCGAUCGAAGAGAUCGUUCAUCUCCCGUUAUGAAAUCGUCACGCAAAAAGUCUCGAUCGCCACCCCCAAAACGAGACAAACGAGAGCGCUCAAAGUCUCCUCCCGUCAGCAAGAAGCAACGUUCCAGAUCACCUGUCAGUUCACGAAAGGAUCGAUCCCCUGUGGAUAAGCGUAAAGAUCGGUCUGACUCUCCAAAGGAGAAACGUAAACAGCGUUCGCCUUCUCCUGUGAAAACAAGCAAGGCAGAUCGCUCGAGAACACCCGUAAAACCAUAUCGUGCGCUUUCUCCGUCACUCGAUCAACAGAAUAGACCGUCGACCAGUGCAGCGCUGAAUACUCGGAAGGAACGAGGAAGAUCUCCAGUCGAUAAGCGCAAGAAGCGAUCGCCAUCUGCGCAGAAAGUUGCUAAAGAGCGAUCGAGAACGCCUGUCGCCAUCCAGCCAUCAAAGAAUCAUAGACCAAAAUCACCAGAAGUGAAGAAAUCUUCAAAGCGGUCAAGCCCAGACAAGCCACUCCGUGGCGAAAGAUCACCGGAACGAGAAUCCAACACCCCAGUGGAACAGAAUAAAGUUGAUCGUAAACGCUCCGAUUCCGCUUCCGACGAUUCUUCGGAUUCUUCCGAUCUGAGCUACUCGCCCGCGCAACGUGAUCCCGAAAGAUAUCGUGACAUCCUGGAGGGAAGAACUGUUGAGACAAAACCACCAUCACCGCCCAAAGAACGCCAACGAUCAAGUUCAUCGUCGUCCGAAGAAAGUUCUUCUCCCAAAACUGCAAAGGAUUUCCUGAAGAAAACGUCCAGAUUUCGUCGCGAUCGCACUCCCCUUCCACCACCAGCUCCGGAACCUGUGGUCGAGUCGCAAUCGCAGACACCCCCGAAGAAACGUCGAUUUGAGACUCCACCUCCACCGGAGAAACCUGAAGCUCGAUCACCGACUGACAAGAAACGAAAGGAUCGCUCUCCAUCACCCGAAACAUCCACGAAGAUUGAGGCCGCUUCAAACGAUCGCGAUCGCGAUCGUACUCGAUCUCCAGAAGCUCCUCCACCUACAGUUCCGGAAAAAGUCAAGCAACCUAAGAAAUCUAAAAAGAAGCCUCCGAUUCAGCAGCCGGUGGUGAAGCUGCAGUCUCCUGCUUCUUCAUCUAAUGAAUCGGAUGGUGAGUCGCAGGAUCCCGAGGGCAAAUCCAACCAGAAAGAUCAGUCCUCCGAUCAUCUGGAUGCUUUUCUCCCGACAUUUGUCGAUAACCGCGAAGAAAAGGAUCUUUCAUUGCUGAAGGCAUUGAAGCAUGACCUGGCGGCGAAGGCCAAGCAGUGUUUGGAAAAGAAGAAGUCCGUUUCGGAGCAGCAGAGUGAUCCUACGGAAGUAGGACCUCCUCGGGUUGGCGAAAGCCGUGAACGCAACAUCCAGAUCCAGCAGGCUAAAAUGGCAUCUCUGGCCGCUGCUAGUACCACCUCCGUUCUGGGUAGUGGCAAGGGCAUUGAGUUUACCACGGAGACCACGGUACCGGAGGAACCGAGCAAGAAGAAGGAAGUGAUUCCGGCACCUUCCGCAAGUGGAAUCAACAGCAACCAGAUGAAGAAGGAUAUCCACGAUAUUCUGACGACGGUGGGAGCUUGCCGGAUGGAUGACAGCAAAGGGGCCGGAGGGCACUCGGUUGCCGUGAGCUUGGCCAAGAGCACAAUCCUGAGCGCGGUGGACAACAUCCUGAAGGAGAAGAUCGCCGGAACGGCGGCAGAGGGUGCGGUGAGUGCCGGCAAGUCAGGCAGUGCGUCCAGAUCACGGUCCAGGUCGCGGUCGCGAUCGCAUAGAUCGCGCAGCUACAGCAGUUCCAGCUCGAGCUCCCGCAGUUCCCGUAGCCAUUCGUCGCGUUCCCGAUCGAGGUCCAGUAGCCGGUCGCGAUCGCGAUCGCACAGCACCAGUUCCCGCUCCCGAUCGAGAACUCCGCCACCGCGUCGCUCCAAGUCACGGUCGCCAUCUAUCCCGCGCCGUGCCGGAUCGCCAAGUUUCCUCGAUCGACGCCGGAUCACCAGUGCUCGGAAGCGUCCCAUUCCAUACCGUCGUCCAACUCCAUCUUCGAUGUCCAGCGGAAGCAGCUACAACAGUCGUAGUCGCUCCCGGUCCAGAAGCCGUAGCAAAAGCAUGUAAAUCUAUCUCUCUAUUCACACGUUCUAAUCCACAUCACCCUACACACACAACACAACGGAAAGUAAUAACAACUAACCAAUGCGGUGGUGGUGGAUUAAAGCUGAUAUUAAAACCUAGAGAACGCAUCAUCAUCAUAAAGUCUACAUAACCUGAGAAUAUAUCCAAUUAAGAAGAGCAAGCACAGAUACCAAAACCGAAAUCAAAAACAAUCAAAUGAAAGCAAGAUAAAAACAAAAAACAAACAACAUUGUUAAAGUGCUGGUAUUCUAUCAGAUAAUAUAACUAAACCAAACUAUCAUGAAUCUCAAAACAUCAGAGUGAUCUAUGUAACUGUCUGAUUCUUUGUUGAAUUUUCUCUAACGUUUCUCUCAUGAUUUGAAAAAAAUAAUACUCAAUGAAAAACAUAGUAACCAAUCUAGUCAUUCAGUAACUAAUUUCAUCUAGAACUUGUAGGCAUCUUAAUUCAAUUUUUUCUUGGUGCAAUUUCGAACGAGCUAAGUCAGACUAGACUACAUAUUCGCUUCUUAGUUUCAUUGCAUAGAAAUAUGUAUUUUUAAUUUAUUUUGUUGUUUAUUUAUUAGUUUGGUUUGGCUCUCUCAAACGAGUGAAAAGGUACUUCUUAACCAUUUUAUCAACAAAGCAAGUAUUCCAUGGUCAAUACAAUGUGAUUAACAAAGUACUAAGAA
Aedes albopictus (Asian tiger mosquito) is the source of this 6171-nucleotide messenger RNA. RefSeq names its product serine/arginine repetitive matrix protein 2. NCBI's taxonomy places the organism in Eukaryota, Metazoa, Arthropoda, Insecta, Diptera, Culicidae. The coding region runs from base 617 to 5485 and encodes 1622 amino acids. Gene Ontology annotation, cellular component: nucleus. The transcript is spliced from 8 exons. The record is from RefSeq and is a predicted model, not a curated record.